GGGCGGGCUUGCAACCCCAGUCAAUCGCCAUGACCAAACGAAGAGAGAGAGAGAGAGAGAGAGGAGUGGGGACGCGCAUUUCCAGAAAGAAGGCGUGAGUGAUGAUGCCCAUGUUUACUCCUCGCGCCUUCUCGUCUCUCCCCAAUUCCAUUUUGAGAGCGAGAUACUCAAAGUCUAUACCCGCUUCCGAGGCAGGCUGCAGAGAGACAGGGAGAGAGGGAAGGAGGGGGCCAUGGCUUCCCCUAGGGGCAGAGGGAGGCCAUACGGAGUGAUGCUGCUGCUGGCCUUCGCAGCGGCGGCUGUGGGAGUCAUGGCGGUUCAGAAGCUCAGGGAGAGGCGAGUGUACACCAUCCUCAUCAAUGAGAAGCACAGAGAGGUCAUGGCUCUCAACAUGAGAUACCAGAGAGAAAAAGAUUUGUCCAGCGAGCUGAAAGUGAAGAUCGAGGACCUGAAAGCCAAAAUCGUAUCCCUUAGGAAACAGAAGUUUGAGCUGAAGAGCAAGCUUGUGGAAAUGCAAUCACUGACAACUUCUCUCCAAGAAAAGCAUCGAGCCCUAGGUGCAGAGGUGGAGGAGAAGCAGAAACAGAUAGAAAACCUCAGCAGGAGAAAAGGCCUCUCAAGGAAAAUGUAUAUGCAACUGAUAGCAUUGAGAGAAAUCUUAAAACACAAAGAAGAUGAGAUCCAUGAACUCAAGCACCAGAAUGCAAACAUGCCAUCAGAGCAUUCUGCUGGCUCCAACGAAACUGCAAGUUUUCGGUCUAACGUUACAGCUAUAAGGAGCGUAUUGGACAGAGAAAAUGGUACAGAUAGGGUGCAAGGAUCUGCUUCGAGAGGUCAACGGGAUGAACACACACAAAAUCCCCAGGAUGGAGAACGCCCGAGACAAGGUGAUCAAAGUAAAGGGAUCAGCAGAGAUAGUGUUAGCUCCACCAAAGGGCAGCCAGCCAAUGUGGAAGCUGUGAACAAAGAACAAGGCAAUGAAACUAUUCAAGAUGUCAAUGCAGACAAACAAACUGAACAUGCAAGAAGAGGCGCAGUCAAACGAGAAGUGAAUGUAAAUGCUGGUGACAUGUUAUCUCUUCAUGAAACUUCACAGGCUGCUCAUUUCAUCCAAAUGCCAGUCGAUAUAAGCAAUGACACCGUUGAUCCAAGAGCAAAGGUCCAGGAUGGUGAUGUCAAAGCGUUGGAGAAACGGCAAACUGAAAAUGCUGAGACAAGUCAAGUUGAAACAAAUGAAAAUACUCGGAGCGGACGAGAAACGGUCACCCUCCUCGCCGGUACCGGACAACCACGGCAACCAAACAUUUCCCAAGACACUGCCGGGGAAAGGCAAGCUGAACAUAAAAGAGAACAUAUAGAUCGUCCUGCAGAAGCCUUACCUGAUGCUAAUAUCAUCAGUGAGCUGCAGAACAGCAUCAAAACCAUUAAAGUGAACCAAUCAGACGUUCAAGCUGCGGACGAUCCGGAGAAUAUAAAGGAUAGCAAUGCCCAGCAGCAUCAGCAGAAAGAUAAGUCUGUUGACUCUAAGGGCCUAGAGAAUGGUGGGGCUGCCCAUGCAUUCAGGCAACCAGAACAUGUAGAUGACUCCAACGGUGAGGUCCAAAAAUCAAACCCAGAAACUGAAGUUACAAACGAUGCUGAAGAAGAUGAUGAUGGUGAUGCGUUUGAUGAAGCCUUAGAUGACAUACCAGAGGAUGAAAGAAGAGACACAGAACCCGAGAACUAUCAAGACGAUAAAGGUGUCGACGAGGUUUCUGAAAUGUAGUUGAUAAAUAUACAAUCUAGACGGUAGAAAAAUAAGUCAUGCUCCUUCUCAGCAUUAGUUUUCCCCUUGUGUCUUAACCAUGUUAAUGAAAUCAAACUAAGAACUUUUUCAACA
Messenger RNA from Nymphaea colorata (pocket water lily), 1879 nucleotides. RefSeq names its product synaptonemal complex protein 1-like. The transcript has 2 exons. The record is from RefSeq and is a predicted model, not a curated record. Bases 233 to 1765 code for a protein of 510 amino acids. Lineage: Eukaryota; Viridiplantae; Streptophyta; Magnoliopsida; Nymphaeales; Nymphaeaceae.